AAUGGAACCCAACAAAAACAGUCAAAUAUACAUUAGAAAAAAGAUCUAUAAUAUUCUAAGAGAAGCCAUUGUUUAGGACACUCACAACUUGACAGCUAAGGAGAUGUACUUAGAAGACAAGAAUCAAUUUGAAGACUACACUAGAAUUUAAACAAAGAAAUAUGCUACAUGA
Molecule: messenger RNA, 172 nt
Organism: Paramecium primaurelia
Lineage: Eukaryota; Ciliophora; Oligohymenophorea; Peniculida; Parameciidae
Source: the annotation of a GenBank genome assembly